Messenger RNA from Mesocestoides corti, 414 nucleotides. Lineage: Eukaryota; Metazoa; Platyhelminthes; Cestoda; Cyclophyllidea; Mesocestoididae. The record is from the annotation of a GenBank genome assembly.
AUGAUUGUCAGUCGUCGAGGUCUCUCUGUUCGAACAGUAGAGAAUGAUUACCUGAAAAAGGAAACAUUGGGGAUGGAGACGUCUUCGUCGAUGUGCCAACACUGUGGAGCUGCGAGGUCAGCUCUGAAGUCUCCCCAGCAGUCGCAUGCUGCAACACAAGCGCCUGAUGGCACAGCGAAGGAAUUGGAAAUGUUGUGUUGUGAAGAACCAUCAGUGGAGUAUUGGAAGGCGUUGGCUGAAAGUCGACGAUUGGCUUUAGUGGAGAGUUUGUCGGAAAAUGAGGAGUUGUGUGUCCUUGUGGAAAAACUGAAUGCCGAAAUUGAGCGUCUGUCGAAAGUUGACGAGAGGGCAAAAACGUUUGUGGCCGACUACUUGGAAGUGAUGAAAGAGGAGUCAUUGCAGUUGCAGGACUAG